CGUCAUCAGACCUAAACUAGCCCUACGUGCCUACCAUAGAUCACGGGGAAGGUCCAGGUUCACUUUACACAGUACUUGCAAGUUCCGAGUCACCAUCAACUAAAACCCUGAAGCAGCAUGUGCCAGCUUACCUUGGGUGCUUGGGUAUGACACUGUUCGAGGGAUGCUCUUGAAGUGAAAAGCGACCCCCACUCACCUCUUCAAGAUCUCUACUCCACAUUUUGAUGCCUGCCGGACAGGGAUAAUCCGACCUCCGCUCAAAUUUACUGCCAAGACUUCUUUCUAGCUUAUCGCAGUAGCUUAUCGCAACAUCCCAGCAGAAAAAAAGUCGGGGAAUUGGUGUCGCAAGAGAAGCAGCAUCUGCGGAGGAAGCUCGUUAUACACGUCUCCGAACAUCGCAAACAUGGAUUCCGGACCGGCGAAACGAAGAAAACUCGACCACAGCCAAGAUGGCGCUGGGAAAGCUCUCGAAGCAGCAGUCUCGACUGGCGGCGUGUCCAGAUCCAGAGCAUUCAUCCUAGAGGCCGAGGAGUUGUUGGAGGAAGUGCGCAUCGACUACAAGACUGCUUUUGAAGGUGCCGACCAAUUGCUUCACAAGAUCAAGAGUUCCAUCGAGACCAUCAAGUCUCAAGAACCUCUCCCAAUUCUCGAGGCUGCGACAAAAUUCGAAAAGAAAUCCAAGAUCAAGAUUCCCUUCCCCGAUCCGCAACCACCAAAGAACUCCAACUACAAGGUCGCAUUCGCCAAACCCUCUCAGUUCAAUGUCGUCGGCAGCUAUGUUUCCAAAACGAUGGUCAAGACGCAAAAGGAUCACAGCGUGGACAUGAUUGUGGUUCUGCCGCAGGAGAUUUUGCAAGAGAAGGAUUACCUCGACCUGCGAUACUUUUACAAGAGGGCAUAUUAUCUGGCUGUUAUUGCGAGUGCUCUGCAAAAGGAGUCUGGAAACGAGGCCGAGCUAUCCUACGAGUACCUCAACGGCAACCCAUUAACUCCCGUUCUCGCAAUUCAGCCAAAGUCACCAGAAGCGACAGAUGAGGGAUCGAAGGGACGUCUGCAGUACAGAAUACGGAUCAUCCCAUGCGCCCCAGAGGGCUUCUUUCCCAAGGGGAAGCUUCAUCUGGGCGCUUCCUUGGUCCGAAGAGGGAGAGACACCGAAUCGGAAACGCCAGCGCACCCUACCGCCUUUUACAACUCGACCGUGGUCGCCGAGGGGUCUUUCCUGUCGUACCUGAAACUUCUUCGCCAGACCGAAAAGAAGUGCGCCGCGUUCAAGAAGGCCUGUAUUUUGGGACGGACAUGGCUCCAGCAGAGAGGGUUCGGCGGUGAUAUCUCCAAGGGCGGGUUCGGUCACUUUGAGUGGUCGGUUUUGCUCGCUCUUCUACUUCAAGGAGGCCAAAGGAUGGGGCAUGCGGCGUUAUCGACAUCGCUCAGCGCCACCCAACUGUUCAAGGCUCAGGUUCAGUUCUUGUCAGUGAUGAACUUUUCAGAGAAGCCAUGCGUUCUUGGCGCUGAAAAUAUUGAUUUGGAGGAACAUAUCGAGUCUGGACCGAUUCUGUACGAUUAUUCUCGGGGACUGAAUGUUGCUUUCAAGAUGGGACAUUGGUCAGCCGCUUUGCUGCACCAACACGCCAAGUGGACCAGAAGCCUGUUGAGUGACAGCUCUGCCGACCAGUUCACGCCUACUUUCAUCCUCAGGGCCGACCUGCCUUCUCACACGUUUGACUUGUUUGCCCACCUCAACUACAGCGAUGUUUUGGACCAAGUUAUUGGAAACGAUUAUUCCGAGUCCCGUGGCAGAAUUUGGCAGCUCGGUAGCAAGGUUUACAGAGUGCUCAAGAGAGCGCUGGGCGACAAGGAACUGGGUGAAAGAGCGAGGGUUGUUCAUAUUCAGACUCCCGAGCAGCCAAAAUGGUCUCUUGCGGAAAAGCCCAAGGACCAGACAAGAGCCGCCCUGGAAGUUGGUGUACUGUUUGACCCCGUCAACAUGAGCCGCGUGGUGGACAAGGGGCCUUCUGCUGGCGCAACGGCCGAAGAGAAGGAGGAAUGCGACAGGUUCCGCAGGUUUUGGGGCGACAAGGCCGAGUUGCGUCGUUUUGAGCGGGACACGAUCCGUGAGACACUGGUCUGGAAGUCAACAACACCAUUCGAGAUCUGCGAGGAGAUCAUGCGGUACAUCCUCGCGCUCCACCUUCGUAUUGGUCAUCUCGAGGACGACAUCAGCUUCUACGGCAACGGCCUGGUUGCCCUCCUCUCCAUCAAACCCGCCGACACAACCUCGUACAAUGUAGCAAGAAAAGAGUUUAGCACCUUUGAACGCGACAUCCGCAACCUCGACGAGCUCCCCCUGCGCGUUCGUCAGAUCGCUCCUGUCUGCCCUGAACUUCGGCAUGCCUCUGUCAAACCUCCGGUGUUUGGCUCUCUCAAGUCCGGGCCUCGCCCAAUGGACUGCGUCAUUUCCUUUGAAGCCUCGGGUAAAUGGCCCGAAAGCAUCGCCGCUAUCCAGAGGACCAAGAUUGCUUUUCUACUCAUGAUCGGCAACCUCCUCGAAAACAGCAAACAAGGGGUGAAAACCCACGUCGGUCUCGAGGACGCCCACUUCGAAACCGAAAACCUCGCCUUCCUCGACGUGGUCUAUGAAUCCGGCCCAGCUUUCCGCCUUCGCAUCCACAGCGACCUGGAAGAGUCUCUUCUCGAACGACAAGUCAAGGACAAAACUCAGGAACAAUACCUCCGACAAAGAGCCACGACUCAACUGGCUGCCUUCAAGAGGUUAUACAACAACCUCCCACUCCACAACCAAACAAUCAACACCAGCAUCACCCGCUUCCCCGCCUUGGGCCCAACGAUAAGACUGGUGAAACACUGGUUCAACAGCCAUAAACUCUCCAUCCACUUCACAGCCGAGUUCAUCGAGCUCGUCACCCUGCACAUCUUCCUGUCGCCCUACCCCUGGGACGCACCCUCCUCUCCCUCCACCGGGUUCAAUCGCGUCUUGCUAUUUUUAUCCCGUUGGGACUGGCGCUCUGAACCACUGAUCAUCGACUCGGGGAAUGAACUGACCAACUCUGACCACUUUGCUAUUGUGACAAGGAUGGAAGCGUGGAGGAAGAUUGACCCGGGGAUGAACCACACUGUUCUCUUUGUUGCCACCACCCAGGAGCCGACCGGUAUCGCGUGGACAAGUCUGAACAAUGAGCCGAAGCCGACAAGGGUGGUGGCGACGAGGAUGACGGCUCUGGCGAAGGCGGCUUGUAGGGUUGUUAGGGAGGAGCAGUUGUUGCUCGACCCGAGGAGGCUGUUUGUCCCUUCGCUUAAGGAGUAUGACGUGCUUAUUCAUCUUGAUCCUAAAGCAUUGAAGAAUGCAAUGAGGACGUAUGAGAAUGUUGAUCCUGCUGCGGAGGUGGGGGAGGGGAGGGGGAGUAAGUUUAAGAAUUUGGAUGUUGUUACUGGGGAGGAUUUACUCCCUUUGGUGGCGCACCCGGCGGAGGUCUUGCUGGAGCAGUUUGUGAAGGUGUUUGGGGGCCCGUUGGUGUUUUUCUGGGGUGGGGAGGGGGAUAAUGUUGUGGGGGCGAUUUGGAAUCCGGGGAUGGAGAGGAGGGUGUUGAAGGGGGGGAUGUUGGCUAGUUAUAGGCCGGGAAGGCAGCAGCAGGAGGAGGGGGAUGGGGAGGACAAGGUGGAGGUGGAGAUGAAUAAGGAGGCGAUGGUGGGGGAGAUGGCGAGGUUGGGGGGAGAUUUGGUGGAGAGGAUUGAGAUGAGGUAG
Messenger RNA from Podospora pseudopauciseta, 3760 nucleotides. RefSeq names its product U3 snoRNP protein (gene UTP22). Gene Ontology annotation, biological process: tRNA export from nucleus; rRNA processing. The record is from RefSeq and is a predicted model, not a curated record. Gene Ontology annotation, cellular component: UTP-C complex; CURI complex; small-subunit processome. Bases 404 to 3760 code for a protein of 1118 amino acids. NCBI's taxonomy places the organism in Eukaryota, Fungi, Ascomycota, Sordariomycetes, Sordariales, Podosporaceae. The transcript is spliced from 2 exons.